Molecule: messenger RNA, 2771 nt
Organism: Xenopus laevis (African clawed frog)
Lineage: Eukaryota; Metazoa; Chordata; Amphibia; Anura; Pipidae
Gene: ltb4r2.S
Product: leukotriene B4 receptor 2 S homeolog
Exons: 2
Coding region: 605-1687 (360 amino acids)
Biological process (GO): leukotriene signaling pathway; positive regulation of cytosolic calcium ion concentration; complement receptor mediated signaling pathway
Cellular component (GO): membrane; plasma membrane
Molecular function (GO): leukotriene receptor activity; complement receptor activity; G protein-coupled receptor activity
Source: RefSeq, a predicted model, not a curated record
AAGAAAUGUGGGUAGUAGAAGGAACUGGAUACAGCAGGAACACGGAAAAGAACAAAUUGCAAGCAAUAUAAAUAAAUGUUUGAAUUAGAAGGCCCCAAGGGCAAAGAUAGAUUUGUUUAGGGAAGAGACAAGAAGGCAAGUUUGUACAUUCCAGUCCCAAGCUGCCUAAGCACAAGCUGGGCGUGACUUUGAUGCAGCAUGUCUCAACUGGAGAGAAAGAAGGCGACUCAGAGAAUGGGAGUGAUAGAGGAGAAGUGUACCGAGACAGGGAACGGCUCACAGGUACAGAGAAGAGAUUUAGCAGAGAACAGCUCACAGGUACAGAGAAGAGAUUUAGCAGAGAGAAACAGACACUCGCUAAGGGACAGUGGCAAAAAUGCCAUAAAGAAAAGACACUGGGUCAGCCAAAGGAAGUCCAAAUGUUCUGACCACUUAUGGCCAUUAAGGCUUCACACUCAGAUGCUGCCCAGCUGUUAGUCACCUUAUUUCUCCCAGUUGCUUACUUCAGUGACAGAAGCUACAGAGGCAGAACCCUUGGGAUACUAGUGGCUCCUAAAAGUCCUGAAACAUCCAGUUUUUACAUUUCAGUAGUGCCAUAUCAGCCAUGAACUACUGCGUAAACAGUUUUGGAAAUGACACACUCCUGAGCUCCCAGGCCUCUCGCAUGUCAGGGACCAUCUUUUUAGCUUUGGCAGCCUCCUUGGGUCUCCCCGGCAAUGCCUUUAUCAUCUGGAGCAUACUUUGGAAGAUGAAAGGUCGUGAAAAGUCUGUGACUUGCAUCCUUAUUCUUAACCUGGCAGUGGCUGAUGGAACGGUCCUUCUCCUCACUCCUUUCUUUAUAACCUUUUUAGUCCAAAAAACCUGGAUUUUUGGUCGUGCUGUUUGCAAAUUGGCUUAUUACUUAUGCUGUCUCAACAUGUAUGCCAGCAUAUUUAUUAUUGCAUUAAUGAGUUUAGACAGGUUCCUUGCUGUCUUCCGGCCUUAUAUGGCUCAGUCCCUUAGAAGAAAGGAUACGGUGACAAAAGUACUCAUAGCUAUCUGGCUGCUAGCUGGGGCAUUAGCCCUUCCAGCAUUUGCCUAUAGAGAAGUAAUUGAGAGCCAAAAAUUAAAUGCCAAGAUUUGUGAACCUUGCCAUGCAAGCCGCGGGGAAUCCAUAUUCCACUACACUUUUGAGACACUUGUAGCUUUUCUGCUUCCCUUCUCCAUGGUAUUGUUCAGCUACAUAUUGGUACUGGUCAAACUGAAAGCAAGUCGCUUUGGACAGCGCUCACAGAUUGAAAAACUGAUUGCUGCUAUUCUAGUGACAUUUGCUAUUCUUUGGCUUCCAUACCAUGUGGUUAAUGCCAUACAAGUGACUUCUAAUCUCACUUCUGGGAAGGUGUCUGAGAAUUUAAAAAAAGCUGCAAAAAUAAGCAGAGCAGGCGCGACGGCAUUGGCCUUCUUCAGUGCCUGUGUCAACCCAUUGCUCUAUGCCUUUGUAGCCUCAGACCUUUUCAGGAUAUUUGGGGUAGGCUUUGUGGCCAAACUACUGGAGGGGACAGUGGCAGAGAUACAGAAAAGAGUUAAGUCUCAGCGAGAUCUUGUAAAAGGAUUUGUCAGGGCUGGGAGUUGUGGAGAAUCAGUGGAUCUGGAAGUAAGGAAUGGUUUGAAAGACACACCCCUGAAUGGCAAUCAACUGCCAGAGUAAUGGAAAUCCAGUAAACUAUAUGCCAAUGACUUUGUUGUUUGUCAGCUAAGGUGCAAAAAUAUUAAAUGUGGGAUACUUUUCUUUAUAGUUGAUACAGUGAAUUGAAUUUGACCUAAACAUUUGUUUUUUUCAUUUCAUGACUGGAGUAAUCAGAACGAUCUAAAAUGCAGUCUCUGCUAGAAAAUAAUUUUACAGUUCUUGACAUUCCUGUGGUUAAACACUAUCAGAUUAUCUUUAUAAGUUUGUCAUUUGUGCAAUACAACCUACAGUAUUAAAACAAUAAUGCGGUCUUGCAGCAUUUUUAUGAUGGCAUACACUUAGAAAUGUCAGUGAUUAAUGUUGAACCACAGGUUAAGGGCACAACAGAGAAUUGGAUCCACUGUUCUCAGACUGUGUUUUUUUUCUGCUAAACGAGAGAAGCGGAUCUGCUCCCUUCCGCAUCUUUGUGUGUCUGCACUGAAAAGUACAACUUUGGUCGGAGUGCAGAAACACCAAGUGGACAUCGGCCACAAAAUGGCUUUACUCCUUGGCCAUGCACUCAGACAAAAGCUGCACUUUUCAGUACAGACACAUGGAGAUGUGGAAGAGAUCUGAUGCGCUUCUCUCAGCAUGCAGGAAAAAAAUGCAGACACAGGGAAGCCAACAUUCUUUGUACCCUUGGCCGAACCCCAAAGGCAAAGAAUCAAAAAGGUCUAAGGUUAAUGUAAUAACCUGGAUAAUAGGUAACCCAUAACAGUGUCCUGUAAAAUUAAUGAAUGCAUAAGUCAAAAUUAAAAUUACAUUUCAAAUAUGAUUCAAAUAAAAUUCAAAUCCAAAGUUGCCUCUAAAUUGUGAUCCUGUCUAAGCAUGCAAGCAAUUGGGCAAACAGCCAACCGACAGUGGUUACAUUAAUCCAAUAAACAAGUGUAUAAUUUAUAAGAAAACAGGGAUAGUUAAGUUUUACUGACAGUGUGUUUCUUCCCUUUGUUCUAGGAGCCAUACCACUUAUACAUUUUUGGCAUAGAUUUAUGUCUAGUCUGAUUGAAUCUGCUCAUAUGCAAUCAAGUAUCCAAUGUAAUAAAAAAUAAAUAUAAUAUUUUAUCAA